AUGGCCGCGAGGGUGCUCGUCGACGAGGUCGCGGGGCUGCCCGGCAACCCCAGAGUCUUCUUCGACGUCGACAUCGACGGCAAGCGCGUCGGCCGCAUCGAGAUGGAGCUCUUCGCGAGCCUGUGCCCGAAGACCUGCGAGAACUUCCGCUGCCUCUGCACGGGCGAGAGGGGCGUCGGCCUCUCGGACGUGCCGCUGUGGUUCAAGGGCAACGUCUUCCACCGCGUGCUGCCCGACUUCAUGUGCCAGGCCGGCGACCUCACGCACCUCAACGGCACGGGCGGCGAGUCCAUCUACGGCCAGUUCUUCGACGACGAGUACGACGACGGCUACGUGAGCCACGAUCGAAGCAUGCUGAUGUCCAUGGCGAACCUCGGGCCGGAGAAGCCGAACACGAACAGCAGCCAGUUCUUCUUCACGGUCUUCCAGGCGAAGCACCUCGACGGGAAGCACGUCUGCUUCGGCCGCGUGACCAAGGGCGGCGGCGUCGUGAAGCGCGUCGAGUUCUGCGGCACGCCCGUGUCGGGCAAGCCCCAGAAGACCAUCGUCAUCGCCGACUGCGGCGAGCUGCGAUACUAA
Aureococcus anophagefferens is the source of this 579-nucleotide messenger RNA. RefSeq lists its product as hypothetical. Gene Ontology annotation, molecular function: peptidyl-prolyl cis-trans isomerase activity. The coding region runs from base 1 to 579 and encodes 192 amino acids. Gene Ontology annotation, biological process: protein peptidyl-prolyl isomerization; protein folding. NCBI's taxonomy places the organism in Eukaryota, Pelagophyceae, Pelagomonadales, Pelagomonadaceae. The record is from RefSeq and is a predicted model, not a curated record. The transcript has 3 exons.